Messenger RNA from Purpureocillium lilacinum, 1152 nucleotides. RefSeq lists its product as uncharacterized. The record is from RefSeq and is a predicted model, not a curated record. NCBI's taxonomy places the organism in Eukaryota, Fungi, Ascomycota, Sordariomycetes, Hypocreales, Ophiocordycipitaceae.
AUGCUUAUUCCACAACCUGUUCUGCUCCCUCUGCCUCCUGGCCCUUACCAGGUCAGCUCAAACGGCCUCCACCGCCUGCGCAUGGCCCUCAAGACCAGCGCCUCGCCCCUUGCAGAGCCUCUACACCCAGACACGGAGCACUUCGAGUCCAUGGCCGUCGCUCUAAGCCUAGGCCUCGAAAUGGCAGAGACACCGCAAGGUCGCGCGGCGUUUGCAUCUCUGGGAAGGCUCGUGGACGAGUUCCGAGCCCAUCCGACCGCCAGCGCCGCGCAGAAGGCGGCGCGUUGUGCCUCACACUCCACCCACAUGGACUGGCACGUCAACCAUUUCCUGCAGAGCAUCCGCGCGGAUUUUCCCGAAGUGAUAAUUGGCUCGACGAAACUCCAUACCCCGGACGCGCUUGCCAUGACGGCGAAGCAGGACUGGUGGCAGGGCUCCUACGAUGCGUUUACAGGCAAAGCGGCGGGGGGCAUCUUCUUCAACUCUUCGAGGGUGCACAGCAUGGUCGUUGCCCACGACACGUACGUCUGGGCCAGCAAGGCAAAGGCGCCCGUGGCCCAGCGAUACUUGCAGCGCUGGCGGACCUCUCUGUUCAUGUUUGCGUGUGCCACGCUGCACGAGCUGGCCCACCUCUUCGUGUGCUACCUCACUAGAGGCAAGUCGCCAGACACCCCCGAGGGAAUCACCCACCUCGACUACUCAUCGUAUCUUGAUGCCGAGACUAAGCAGACAAUGCCUGGCUUCGAGAGUGGGCGGUGGUUGGAGAACGCCCUAUACGGCGGAUCGCUCGAGUUCAUUUGGGACGACAAUGAUGACCGUAUGCAGACCGGCAUACCAUAUCUCAUCAAUUCAAGUGACGUAGCCUUUCAGAUUCGGCGCAGCACCAUCGAUCAGUUCUUCGCGAGCCCACGGAGAUUUGCGUUCCCUUUCCCCGUGCACGCGACCCCGAUCUCUGCAGCAGAAUGGAAGUGGAGAGGUCUUGUCAGCGUCGGCAGAUACGCCAGCUCGCUCGACAUGCCGAGCGUUACGCCGGCGAGCGUCCGGCGGAUGCAAGCCCGCCGGUUGGACCCCAUGUACUCUUUGGAUAUCGAGGAGCUUCGCAGGGCACCUACGGCGCCGCAUGUGAACUUCACGACGGUUCCGGGGGCAUGA